AUGAAGGCAAAGAAUCACUCAGAGGUGAGUGAAUUUGUUUUCCAGGGAUUCUCAAGCUUUCAAGAACUUCAGGUUAUUCUCUUUGUAGUGUUUUUGACCCUGUACAUCUUAACCCUAGCUGGCAAUGUAAUCAUUGUGGCUAUCAUCCGCAUUGAUCGUCACCUCCACACUCCUAUGUACCUCUUCCUGAGUAUCUUGUCAACUUCAGAGACCUUCUACUCUCUGGUUAUUAUCCCUCGGAUGCUGUCUAGUCUCGUGGGUCUUAGCCAGUCCAUUUCUUUCAUGGGCUGUGCCACCCAGAUGUUCUUCUUCCUUGGUUUUGCCAUUACUAACUGUCUGCUUCUAGCAGUGAUGGGAUAUGAUCGAUAUGUAGCCAUCUGCAAUCCGCUCCGUUACUCUGUUAUCAUGAACUGGAAGGUCUGUGCCCUGAUGGCAUCCUCAGUUGCUAUUACAGGUUUCUCUCUGUCACUUGUCCAGGCUGUGGCCAUCUUCCGAUUGCCGUUCUGUGAUCCACUUAUUGAGCAUUUUUUCUGUGAUGUCCGGCCUGUACUAGAUCUGGCUUGUGUGAAUACAUUCAUCAAUGAUAUUCUGACCUUGAUCAUCAGUCUUCUAGCCAUUACUGCACCUGCCACUUUCCUUUUUGUCACCUACAUUCUCAUCAUCUCCACCAUCCUGCGGAUUGCCUCAGCUGCAGGACGACAGAAGGCCUUUGCCACGUGUGCUGCCCAUCUCACAGUGGUUAUUAUACACUAUGGCUGUGCCUCCAUUGCCUACUUCAAACCCAAAUCAGAGAAUACUAAAGACCAAGACCAGCUGAUUUCUGUGACAUACACCGUCAUCACCCCUCUACUAAAUCCUGUUGUUUACAGCCUGAGGAAUAAGGAAGUCAAGGAUGCCCUGAAACGAGCUCUGGGGAGGAAACCCCUUUCUUAG
Messenger RNA from Antechinus flavipes (yellow-footed antechinus), 933 nucleotides. RefSeq names its product olfactory receptor 10J1-like. Lineage: Eukaryota; Metazoa; Chordata; Mammalia; Dasyuromorphia; Dasyuridae. Gene Ontology annotation, biological process: G protein-coupled receptor signaling pathway. Gene Ontology annotation, molecular function: G protein-coupled receptor activity; olfactory receptor activity. Bases 1 to 933 code for a protein of 310 amino acids. The record is from RefSeq and is a predicted model, not a curated record. Gene Ontology annotation, cellular component: membrane. The transcript has a single exon.